Molecule: messenger RNA, 1395 nt
Organism: Trachymyrmex cornetzi
Lineage: Eukaryota; Metazoa; Arthropoda; Insecta; Hymenoptera; Formicidae
Exons: 4
Coding region: 1-1395 (464 amino acids)
Biological process (GO): DNA integration
Molecular function (GO): nucleic acid binding
Source: RefSeq, a predicted model, not a curated record
AUGUCCUUCAACAAUUUGGAGGGACAACUGGCUCGCUGGUUGGAAAGGCUUCAGGCGUAUGAUUUCGAAGUACUCUAUCGAAAAGGACUUGCUCAUGGAAAUGCGGAUGGGUUGUCUAGGCGUCCAUGUGAGGACUUUGGUUGUCAGUAUUGUGGAAAAGUUGAAGCAAAGGAAGCAUUGAAACAAGAAAAUUUGAUCGCUCGAAUAUCGUUAUCUGAGGAAAAUUCUGAAAUUUGGCGAAAGGAACAGCUAGAAGAUCCUAAUAUUUCUAUUUUUCUUUUAAGUAAGGAGACUGGGGAACGCCCAGCUUGGCGGGAGAUCGCAUCGCGAGAUGUUCUGCAAAGGUGGGAGGCUCCGAGUUUAAAGAAAAGUAUUUUGCAAUUAGUUGUUCCCAGAGGACGAAUUUCGCAAAUAUUGGAGGAGGUUCAUGAUUCUGCUUCUGGAGGCCAUUUUGGGAUUAAUAAGACUCUGGAAAAAGCUCGAAAACGAUUUUAUUGGGCAACUUGUAAACAGAAUGUGGAGGAUUGGUGUAGGUCGUGCAAAAUUUGUAUCGCAAAAAAAGGCCCCUCUGGAAAAGAAAAAUCUCCACUACAGACAUUUCUAGAAGUUCCUUUAGAAAUUCAUACAGUUCAGGGUAGGAACUUUGAGUCAAAGAUGUUUCACGAAUUGGUGAAUUUGUUAGGGAUAAGAAAAACUAGAACUACAGCUUUGCAUCCACAAUCGGACGGACAGGUGGAACGUCAGCAUCAAACAAUUUCAAAUUAUAUAGCAAAAUUUGUGGCCGGAAAUCAAAAAGAUUGGGAUCGUUGGAUCGCGAUGUAUUUGUUAGCUUAUAGAUCUUCAAAGCAUGAAACGACAGGAGUUACACCAGCUGAGCUGUAUUUUGCUCGAGACCUUAGAUUGCUAGUAGACUUAUUAAGAGGAAAUCCUUCUAAAUUAGAAGGGGAAGUUUUUUCAUCCGAGGGUUAUUUAAAUGAAAUUAAACAAAAAUCGCAAGAAAUCCAUGAGGACGUUAGAAAACGUGUUGACAUUAAAUCGUCUCGAACUAAAACCUGGUACGACCAAAAGGCCAGACAGAUUUAUUUCAAGGAAGGACAAAAGGUGUGGCUGUAUAAUCCUCGAAAAAUGAUAGGGAAGACUCCUAAAUUUCAAAGUAAUUGGGAAGGCCCGUACUUUGUUAUAAAGAAACUUAGUGACGUGAAGACUGCCUCGCCUGCGGUUUUUGAUCUGCAGUUUUUCCGCAGGACGUUGGGCGAAUGCCGAGGCAGGGACUUGGGAAAGUCCUUUUUAGGACGAAGGUGCUGCAGAAACGUCAAAUUCCCUACCCUUGUCCGAAGUAAGAAAAAAGAAGUGCGCAAGGCUCAAGAGAAGAGGCAAGAGGAGCAAACUUCCUAA